CAGAAUCCUUUGCGCGCCACAAUAGUUGCCAGUCAUUCUGCCCAAGACACCGAUACAUAAUGAAGGAGACAACAGCAAAGCGACGUGAGAAACCCAAGGACUCCAAAGCCGACAAGCAGAAAGAUGCGGGCCCCGAGCCGCAGGAUGUUGAGAUGCCGGAGGAGGGUGCAACUAACGCGGUGAAGCUGCCCAAGGAACUAGACUCUCUCACGCUGGAAGACAUCAAGGAGCACGUGAAGCAGAUCGAGAAGGCUGUGUCCGGCAAGGAGCCUCGCUUCGUGCUGCGGGCGCUACGUGCCCUGCCCUCCACCAGCCGCCGUCUCAACCCCAACGUGCUCCACAAGGCCGUCACCGGCUUCUACACCGCCAACGCUGCCGGCAAGGACUUCCUUCUGGGCUUCCUGGAGGAGCCCAUGGACACGGAGGGAGAUGUGCAGUUCCGGCCCCGGACAGGGAAGGCCGCCUCCACCCCCCUCAUCCCCGAGGUGGAGGCCUACCUGCAGCUCCUUCUAGUGGUGUACCUCACCAACAACAAGCGCUACACAGAGGCCCAGAAGGUGUCAGACGACCUGCUGCAGAAGAUGGGCUCCCAGAACCGCCGCGCUCUGGACCUGGUGGCCGCCAAGUGUUACUACUACCACGCCCGCGUCUACGAGUUCCUCAACCAGCUGGACACCAUACGCAGCUUCCUCCACACGCGGCUGCGCACGGCGACCCUGCGCCAUGACGCUGACGGCCAGGCCACCCUGCUGAACCUGCUGCUCAGGAACUACCUGCAGUUCAACCUGUACGACCAGGCCGAGAAGCUGGUGUCCAAGUCUGUGUUCCCGGAGCUGGCCAACAACAACGAGUGGGCCCGCUACCUCUACUACACAGGGCGUAUCAAGGCCAUCCAGCUGGAAUACACUGAGGCCAGACGCACGCUGACCAACGCUCUGAGGAAGGCACCCCAGCACACUGCUGUGGGCUUCAAACAGACCGUUCACAAGCUGUUGAUCGUUGUGGAGCUGCUGCUGGGGGAGAUUCCAGACAGACUGCAGUUCAGACAGCCCUCCCUCAAGAGAUCCCUCAUGCCUUACUUCCUGCUCACUCAGGCCGUGCGAACCGGUAACCUGGCCAAGUUCAACCAGGCUCUGGACCAGUUUGGAGAGAAGUUCCAGGCAGACGGCACCUACACACUGAUCAUCCGCCUGAGACACAACGUCAUCAAGACAGGGGUCCGUAUGAUCAGCCUGUCCUACUCCCGCAUCUCCCUGGCCGACAUCGCUCAGAAGCUGCAGCUGGACAGCCCGGAGGACGCUGAGUUCAUCGUGGCCAAGGCCAUCCGUGACGGGGUGAUCGAGGCCAGCAUCAACCACGAGAAGGGCUACGUCCAGUCCAAGGAGACCAUGGACAUCUACGGAACCAGGGAGCCGCAGCUGGCCUUCCACCAGAGGAUCUCCUUCUGCCUGGACAUCCACAACAUGUCUGUCAAGGCGAUGAGGUUCCCGCCCAAGGCCUACAACAAGGACCUGGAGUCAGCCGAGGAGCGUAGAGAAAGAGAGCAGCAGGACCUGGAGUUCGCCAAGGAGAUGGCCGAGGACGACGACGACAGUUUCCCAUGAAGCCCCGCGACACCAGGAGCCAGCAGGAAGUCUCCGUCUAGCUUCCUGUUGGAACAGAACCUCGUUUUUGUUUUUACUGUACAGAUCCCAUUAUUACAUCCAGGGCCAACACCUCACCCACCGCUGCUGGUCGCUGUCUGCUUACUGACCCUCCCCUCAACGCUCUGUCCCCUUACAACAGCCACAAGCCUGGACGUUCAUCUCCUGUCAGAGGUCCUAGUGCCCCAGUAACCCACACUCACACGUCAUGUUGUCCAGGAAGGCUGAGGCCACCAUAUUGUACAAACUGACUAAAUAAAUAAAAAAUUAAAGUUUCAUCGCCGAGUUUCACAGUUGUGAGACUUGUGUCUCUACCGCACCAGCGACUGGGGGCUUGUGGUGUUGGUGCGUCUGUUGGAUUUGAACCCAUUAAAGGGUGUGUGUGUGUGCAGUUGUUGUCGCAGUGGGGUCUAAUGUGGUGAGGAGCCCCUCGUCCCAAACACCCGACGCAUGUCUGUUUUCAUCUGCUCUUGGUCAACAGCCCACUGAUCCGUGAGGGGAGCGCCUCACAGUUCAGCAAGGGAACUCGUUUCACAAUACCAAGAGGAAUCCAGAAAUCUCUGCCUUUUUGUUUUUCCCCAGAUUGCGCUCUGGCUCGGUGUCAUAGUUUAGUUGUGGUCUUAUUACUUCCUGCUUCGUGUACGACUCAUUACUUGACGUGCUGCGCCUUCCCUCUGAAAGUACACUCACUCACGCACGCCAUGAAAUUAGGAGUUCAGAGUUAUAUCAGACGAUCAGCUGUUUCCAUGCGAGAGCGGGUGAAGGAAAGGCAGCUCGAGCUGCAGGUUUUAACAGCUCUCUGCGGCUUUGGGACUGCAUGGCUUUAGAGAAUUAUGAGCCAUUGGUUUCUGUGAGGUGUGACACUAGAAUACUGGUGCAUGUUUUUUUUCCUGCAGUUAUCGAGCAGGAGGAUCAUUUGUGUUAUUAAAGGAUUUUCUAUACACAGCA
Hypomesus transpacificus is the source of this 2591-nucleotide messenger RNA. RefSeq names its product proteasome 26S subunit, non-ATPase 3 (gene psmd3). Gene Ontology annotation, molecular function: protein binding; enzyme regulator activity. Gene Ontology annotation, biological process: regulation of protein catabolic process; ubiquitin-dependent protein catabolic process. The record is from RefSeq and is a predicted model, not a curated record. Bases 60 to 1604 code for a protein of 514 amino acids. The transcript is spliced from 13 exons. Lineage: Eukaryota; Metazoa; Chordata; Actinopteri; Osmeriformes; Osmeridae. Gene Ontology annotation, cellular component: proteasome regulatory particle, lid subcomplex; proteasome complex.